Messenger RNA from Varanus komodoensis (Komodo dragon), 3455 nucleotides. RefSeq names its product abhydrolase domain containing 17C, depalmitoylase (gene ABHD17C). Gene Ontology annotation, molecular function: palmitoyl-(protein) hydrolase activity. The coding region runs from base 1221 to 2138 and encodes 305 amino acids. NCBI's taxonomy places the organism in Eukaryota, Metazoa, Chordata, Lepidosauria, Squamata, Varanidae. Gene Ontology annotation, biological process: protein depalmitoylation. The record is from RefSeq and is a predicted model, not a curated record. The transcript is spliced from 3 exons. Gene Ontology annotation, cellular component: endosome membrane; plasma membrane.
UAUAGAGAUAGUCUCCUGGAGAGUAGCGGAGUCGGGGUCAGAAGAGGCGAGGGCCGCGACCCGGAAGUGGAUCUUCGCGUGCCGCCGAGCCGCACGAGCGGAGCGGGGAGGGACCGGUGGUGCGGGGGUAAAGAAGAACAGCUGCAGCAGUAGCCGAGGAAGAGGACGAAGGACCCGAGACGUCAUGGCUGCCGCCGGCUCGGUGCGAGCCCUUCUUUGACCUGCCGACCCCUCCUUCCCGGCUUUUUUCUCACCAUGGACCUGCUCACCUCAGGGAGUAGCCGCCGCUGAGAAGGGCUGUGCGGCUCUCCUGCCCCGUCCCCCCUCAGGCAGAUCUGCGGCCCUUUCCUUUUGGGCCGCGGCCUUUCCCCCCGUCCUGUGGGGAGGAAGGAAAGGGCUCGGCUAAGCUUCUCACGAAGUCUGCUUUCGUGUAGAUGUAGUCAGGGAAGGUUUUGGAAGGCCUAAGUGUGGGGGCCUUCUAGCCAGCUUAGGUCCUCACUCUUUGGAUGGGCUCCUGUAAGGAUAGGACUCUUUGGGGAGCACCGUUUCGAAGGGUGGGCUUCAGUUUGGAGGGGAACAAGGCCCUAAGAUCCUCUGGGAGUCUAGAUUAGGGCUGUAAAAAGAUACCUGAGAACUGGGAAGGGUUUCUGGAGGGGUAGAGUUAUACAGUUGUUGUUGCCAUCGUUCUUACUGAGGGGUUUUUUGUUUGUCUUUUGUUUUGGUAGCGGGUGCAUAAAAUGGGGUCCUAAAUAGGUACUGCCAGAUCUAAAAAGAAACUCUGGUGGACUGGAUUUAACAAGCUUCUGCUUGGUCACUUCAGGUAGAUCCAAAUGUAGUUUAGUAGUAUCUUUGGGUUUCAUUUAGGAGGAGGAGGAUUCUGUUGGGGUCAUGCCAGGUUUUCAGAUCUGGGUUAGGUGACAGUUUCCAUGUUGAAGAAUAGGAGUGUCUGGAGGUGUGAAAGGUGACUGCAGCUUGUUGGAGGAAAACACUCCUUAUUGGAGGUUGGGUGUGAAACAAUGGUCUUGGAUUCCAGGAGAUAUCUUUGGUUGCCCCAUAAGUAAAGGACUUCUUGAAUGUGGAGAUCUAGAUUCAUUCUGUUAGUGAAAACUAAGUUGUAACUAUUCUGUGUACCUUGAGGGGUGAGAGUUCAUCCAUUAUUUCCUGUGAAUCCCCCCUCCCCCUGCACUCUCCUUGCUGUGGUUUUCCAUCAAGUGUUUCUGAUGCCAGAACAAGGCCCCAGAAUGAACGGUUUCUCUCUGGGUGAGCUGUGUUGGCUCUUCUGCUGCCCACCUUGCCCCAGCCGCAUAGCAGCCAAGCUGGCUUUUCUGCCCCCAGAGCCUACUUACACUGUGAUGCAGCCUGAACAGCCGGAAGCUGCAGCUGCAGUAGGAACUCCAACAGGUAGCUGCAGCCUGCACUUGACUGAGCGGGCAGACUGGCAGUAUUCCCAAAGGGAACUGGAUGCUGUGGAAGUCUUCUUUUCGCGCACAGCCCGAGAUAACCGGCUGGGAUGCAUGUUUGUGCGUUGUGCUCCUUCCAGCCGGUAUACACUGCUUUUCUCCCAUGGCAAUGCUGUUGACCUGGGCCAGAUGUGCAGCUUCUAUAUUGGCCUAGGUUCCCGCAUCAACUGCAAUGUCUUCUCCUAUGAUUAUUCUGGGUAUGGAGUGAGCACUGGUAAACCAUCUGAAAAAAACCUUUAUGCAGACAUCGAUGCAGCUUGGCAGGCCCUCAGAACAAGGUAUGGUGUCAGUCCUGAGAACAUCAUUCUGUAUGGACAGAGUAUUGGAACUGUUCCCACUGUGGACCUGGCAUCUCGGUAUGAGUGUGCAGCUGUAAUCCUUCAUUCACCCUUGAUGUCUGGUUUGCGCGUAGCUUUUCCGGACACUAGGAAAACAUACUGCUUUGAUGCUUUCCCAAGCAUUGACAAGAUUUCUAAAGUAACCUCUCCUGUGUUGGUGAUUCAUGGUACCGAAGAUGAAGUAAUAGAUUUCUCGCAUGGCUUGGCAAUGUAUGAGCGAUGUCCCAGAGCAGUCGAGCCCCUCUGGGUGGAAGGGGCUGGCCACAAUGACAUAGAGCUUUAUGCACAGUACCUAGAACGACUAAAACAGUUCAUAUCGCAUGAACUCCCCAACUCCUGAAGAAACCUACCUGACCGUUUCUUUUCUUUUCUUUUUUUACCUCAGUUAACUGUGAAUGGAAGAAUUUCCCUGUUUUUGCACAUGCAUUAACUGGAUUAGCUGUAAUAGCUUUAUACUUUGAAGAAAUGCCCUCUCAUUAGGGCGGAUCCGAUCAAGUCUUGACUGUCUUUUAUAUCAGGAAGCAAUUCUAACAGUCGCUACUGUAAUCCCCAAUAUUUUUUACCUUCUUUAUCCUAGAAGAAUUCGAGUUGUGGAAGAAUACUAGCUGAUCAUAAGGAUUCUACUUAACCUAGUACAAGCUAAUGCUCCCAAACUUUUUUGUAUCGCACCCUUCAUAUUUCUUGUCUUUUUCUUGGUUUUUUGUUUUUUCUUUUCUCUCUUUUUUUUUCUUUUUUCCUUUUUUUGAAAAUCUUCCCACAAUCUGGAAUGCAAGCAAUCUGACGUACAGCUUCAUACUGAGUUAUGGAUUCAGUCUUAAGUGCAUUCUCCAUGUAACAUUUCUAGCUGUGCUGUUGUAACUGGAAAGUUUUGGUGGUGAUUUCUCAUUGUGGUUAUUUGGAGUUUUUUGGGGUGGUAAGCAUACCUUCCUGAGUAACUUAAUGAAAAUUUCAUGGGGACACACAAUUUCUAAAUGGGGCUGAUUCUGAAAUAACAUUUCAUCCAUUUUAUGCAUAUUUACAAGAUGAAAUAUUCUUAAAGGAAUCAUGACUAGAUGGUUAACCCUUUAAUUCUUUUUACUUAAAAGUUGUGUAAAUUUACUAAAACACAUUAUUCAGAUGAUGUCUACAGUCUGAGUAAGAGCCAAGUCUGGCAUUUCCUUCUGUAAAGUAUUCCUUAUAGAGGUUUUUAAAAGCAUUGUACAUAAGUGAAUUUACAUUAUACAUAACUCCUGAUCGGUAGUUUAAAAUUUUAAGUCUAGUUAACAAAUUCUGGUUUGUAUACAAAUAUGUUUUGUUAUAAGUUUUUAUCCCUGCAUUAUUUUGCUAUUAAAAGUUUUAUAAGAUUUCCAAGACAACAAAAAAAUUACACAUUUGUUUUUGAUGAAUUUAUGUAAAAAAAAACCUUUAAUUGAAACUGACCUUUUGUUUAGGGGAAACUUUACAUUCUCUGACACUGGAAUCGCACAGAAUAUGCAAAACACUUAGAAUCAUUACACUAAGAGGCCUAAGGUUUUUCCCAAAUUGAAUGGCCUUAAAUGUACUGUAAGCCUCUGAUUGUUGUAAAAAAAUGGAUCGCGAUUGAUUAUGGUUUGUGUACUUGUUGCCUGAAUGCAACAACAGUGGUUGUAAUGGAAUAAAGGAUGCAUGGAAUAGAGAA